Acipenser ruthenus (sterlet) is the source of this 3069-nucleotide messenger RNA. Its product is annotated as CD276 antigen-like. The record is from RefSeq and is a predicted model, not a curated record. The transcript has 5 exons. Lineage: Eukaryota; Metazoa; Chordata; Actinopteri; Acipenseriformes; Acipenseridae. The coding region runs from base 292 to 1092 and encodes 266 amino acids.
AUUUUGUAUAUACAUUUACAAAAACCAUAAAUGCAUCAAAUACAACAAAAAAAUAAAUAAUAAUUCACUGUUAUUAAAACAAUAUAUAACAAUAACAACCGAUCACAGAUGAAAAACAAGCCUGUAUCAAGAGAAACUAAAAAAGGAGAAGAGAGAGAGAGGGAGUCACACUUUUUAAUGACAGGAGAUUGUAAGAUUGUGGGAUUUGUCAACAUAGCAGAGGUUUCCGUGGAUCCCAGCAGGGAGGAGGGCUCACAAUGCAGGUCAUGACUCCAGUCCUGCCUCCAGACUAUGAAGAAACUGACAUCCUUAAUGUACAUUCUGCAAUUGAUCCAGACUUAUGUUGCAGUUACAGUGCCCCGGUCUCCAGUGAUGUCACCUCCCGGCAGUGAUGUCACUCUCGACUGCUCUUUCUCCUAUAAAGCGGGGGCUGAUCUCACCAGAGUGGUGGUUACCUGGCAACGCCCUGACUAUCAGAUGGUCCACAGUUUCUAUUACGGUCGAGACCAGCUGGCUCUGCAGAAUGAAGCCUACAGGAGUCGGACCGAGCUGUUCCCAGAGCAGCUCAGUGUGGGGAAUGCCUCCCUCAGACUGAAACAGGUGCGGGGGGAGGAUGAGGGCUGGUACACCUGCGCUGUCACCAACCAAGUGGAGAACACCAAGGGAGACGUGCGACUCAUAGUGGCAGCUGAAUUCAGCGAGCCUCAGCUGGUCGUUACUGACAGUCCGGACAGUCCAGACAAGGCUCUCCUGAGCUGCAUCUCCACAGGAUACCCCAGCGCUUCAGUGCAGUGGCUGAAUGAGACAGGAUGUGACAUCACAGAGAGCAGCAACACUAACCAAUCCCUGGCCAGGGAUGGGCUGGUGGAAAUCACAAGUCACAUUCUAGUGUCCAGGGAUGCUAAUUAUACCUGUGUUCUUACCCACAGCCGACUGAACCAAACCCUCAAGAAGACGAUCACCUUAACAAAGAAGGGUUAUCCGGACAGGCAUCGCAUUGUUUUGUGGGUUGUCUUGACAGUGGUAGGGGUAGCAACAGUGAUCAUUGCAAUCUGCCUGCUUUUCAAACACCACUGUGAUGCCAGCACUUAAACAGAUCCAACAGAACAACAGAACAUGCCCUGUCUGAUUUAACGGGUUCCAGGGGUCCAUCAGACAUGUAAAAGUAUCACAUCUCAUGGAGUUGUUCUCGUACAUUGCAGUUGCUUUAUUAGCAUCAGGGCAUUAUAAAUGAUUCAUGUCGGGUACAUCGGUGUGUCUAAAACACCAAAGCAUGGUACUGCACUUAUACUGUACAAAGACAAUCUGUGAACAUGACUGCAAACGAGCACUGCACUGUAAUACAGCAUUUUGCAAUUUACUAAAUAGUAUUCCAAAAUCGCUGCUUGCCCUGCUUUCUCAGUCUGUACCAAUCACGUGACUAACUGUAAACUUCAUUUGAAUUUAUGAUUUGGUUAAAUUGGCAUUUUGUCCUCUAAUUUGGCUUCACUGUUCUUUGCAUAAUUUGGUUGUUUUGGCUCUUAGUCAAACUCGCUCUUAUAAUUGACUGUAUUCUUUAUUUUGCUCUUGCUUGAAUUUGAUCUUAUUGUUUUUUUUCAUAACUGCUCUUAUCUGUAUUACGAUAUUCUGUACUGUGAUAUUUUAUAAUGUGAUACUUUGUGAUAUUGUGAUGUGAUAUUUUGUAACAAUUGUAUUGUCCUGGAUAUGUUUUUUUUAGUUGAUACAAAGUAUCCAUGAAGAGAUAAUUUGGUCUAUUUGAUUCCUUUUGUCCACUAAUACAGAUUGAUUGUCUGUAUAAUUUGAUAUAUUUUAGAUUGAUUAUCUGUAAUUCGGUAUCCUAUUGCUGCUUGCCACUGAACGUUCAGUUGUAAAUGUGUUGUUUGUAUCUGAUACACAUUACACUGACAUUUCAGAUUAAGUUGAAUACAUCAGACGUGCUUCUUUAUUACUAUUUAAAUAGUGUCUUAUUGUGCAGCACUUUAUUAAAGUUUGUACAGUAUUUUAAUGAAACAAAAAAACGAAACCAAUCUCUUCAGAACACUUUGUUCCUCGACUAUAAUAAAUUAGACAAAUACUGAUUUCCUAUCCUAUCGCUGCUUUAUUACACUUUGCUGUGCUUUUACUAUGGUGAACGUGAGUUGACUAUGGCUUGUUUUAAUAUGCUUUACCAGACCUCUCUGUGCUUUACAAUGCUUCCCUAUGCUUUACCAGACCUCUCUGUGCUUUACAAUGCUUCCCUAUGCUUUACCAGACCUCUCUGUGCUUUACAAUGCUUCCCUAUGCUUUACCACACCUCUCUGUGCUUUACAAUGCUUCCCUAUGCUUUACCAGACCUCUCUGUGCUUUCCAAUGCUUCCCUAUGCUUUACCAGACCUCUCUGUGCUUUACAAUGCUUCCCUAUGCUUUACCAGACCUCUCUGUGCUUUACAAUGCUUCCCUAUGCUUUACCAGACCUCUCUGUGCUUUACAAUGCUUCCCUAUGCUUUACCAGACCUCUCUGUGCUUUUACUACAGGACACUUUUAUAAGGGCUGAAUAGUGUGAUCUCUCUGUAUCUUAUUCAAGAUGUCGUCUCUUCAGACCACCACCAUGUGCUUUCAUUGGCAGCGUUCUUACUAGGGGAGUGGUCACAUUUUAGUUUUUGAAACACUUUGUUUUGGUGCCAGAUAAUUAUGAAACUCCCUUUGUUCUGAUAGAGCUGCUGCUUCAUAGAUAAGCUCUCCAGUUGGACCCCCAUACUGGCAUUCUAACCACAGAGCUAAUUUACACAGGGAGACACCCCCCUCACUUUCAUUAUUUCACAUAGAAUAAUCUUUAUGCAUGCAUCCGCUACAGGAACUGCCCCUCCCCCCUUUUGAAACCAAAUUUACGCCACUGCUUCCAACGGUUGUUUUAUAUCUGGGUUUCCGCUGCGGAUUGUGGUGAUGAGAGAGAGGAAAAAGCUAAUCCUAUCGAGAAGACGGUGCUGCGUGACGUCGUUGCGCAGGCGCCACGAGGGAUGGAGUAAGAGUGGAGGCUGAGUUGAGCUGUUUGUGUUUCUUAAUAAGCCUGUGAUUAAAAUACAAGUUGA